CAAAAACACAAAAUGGCAGCAGUGGACAGCGAGUUACCUGUUGUGAUUCUUGGAGCUGGAAUAAGCGGUAAUGUUUUUUUCGCGAAAGGCGAGGAGGGGCUUCGGACUUGGAGCUAAAUAUUGGAUAUUUCAGAUUUCAGACUUUAAACCUCAGACUUUCGACGUGAAAGCGAUCAUUGGGAUCAUAAAUUUGGGGGGAUUUUCAUUUACACACAGCUGAUUUCAUAAGAUGGUAUUAAAGGCGUAUUGUUCCUGCUCGUGCUUAAUACUAUUCAAAAAAUGACACACUGUUCGAUAAGCAAGCAUUCCCGUAGAUAAUAGAUAAUUAAUAGGGGGUAAUUCGAGGUCGGGAUAUUGCUUUGCGUAUUCUUUUCUAAUUUGAUCGAAGUUUGAAUUUUGAUACCCACACCACCGCCCCCUUCCCCUCGAUGGGUAAGGAGGGGAGGGGGGGUGUAGGGGGUUGGGUACUUCCCAGUAGUAGGCUAAUGGGUAUGUGCCCCUGGAUGGGGUUGCAUUUUCACGACUGGAUUUACUAUUAUGGGGUUGCAUUUUUAUAAGAAUUAUUACUAGAAUGGGGUUGCACAUUUUCAGGAUUUCAGGGGUCAGAUAAUUCAGGUAUGUAGGGCGUUAAAAAUAGAACGAUUUACACCGCAGUAAGUUUAACAAAUGUGUCAGUUCAUUUCAGGAUGACUUAAAAGGCUUUAUAAGGUAGAUGCAUAAACAGAAAGUGACUAAGAUGAGAUUGUGAAAAGUACUUUUUUCCCAAAGUGACUAAGAUGGGGUCUAUAAUAGCCACAGAAUACAAUAAAAUGGGGUAGGGGUUCUGAGAGGCAAGUGGCACAUACUAUUACAGCUGCAAGAAGAAGCUCUAGGUGUUACAAGGAAAUGCUUUCUUGAACAAGUACAUCUUAAUAAAUUGCUCUUAUUCCAGAGGGUAAUUUAGUUUUCCAUAAUUUAGGUGCUGCUACUUGAAAUGAUUUAUCUCCAAGAGUGUUCUUGGUCCUAACCAGUGGUCACUUUAACGACAGUUCCUUGCUCAAAUCUAGGUUAUAUCGUGUCCGUUAUUUAAUCUUGAUUAAGUUACAAAUAGGAUGGUGCAACAGCAUAAUUUGCCUUAAAACUUAGGAUCAAUAUUUUAUACUCAACUCUCCUUGAAAAAAACCUUCUGCAGUUCAACUCUCAUUGGGGACCACCUCCCAUAAGCGACCACUAACUCUUUGGCUUUUAAGUGGUUGCCUAUUGGAAGUAAUUUGACAGUACUCUGCAAAAUUAUUCCAAAGAUAUGAAGUCUGAUGUCUAAAGUCUGAAGUAUGAACCUCUGAAUUUUUAAAGUUUCUUCAGUCCCUCUUACUUGUUUUAUUGACCUUUAAUUACUUCCGUCAAGUUAUGUUUAUUUACAUUGUGAGAUUUCUUGUAGGUCUGUUUGCAGCCAGAGUGCUUCAGAAGGAAUACGGAGUUGAUGUUGUAAUCCUUGAAGCAAGAGAUAGAACAGGAGGAAGAACUUUAACUCAGACUGUGAGUAAGAUCAGCCAAAUCUGAGUUAAAUAAAUAUGCUUUCUUGAUCUGGAAUAAUAUAGAUUUUCUUUCUUUUUCCAACGUAACUUGUGCAUGAGGUUUCUUUCCUCUUUGACUUUCAUACAUGACACAGUCCACUGCAUGGUCUUACAGAUAAGUUUUUUAUUUCCCCUGGUACCUUACGGAGGUAUAUAGUUUUCUUCAGGGUAAGACACAAAAGAAAAAAUAAUUUUGUCCAAUUAGGUGCAAAAAGUUAAUGUAACUGUCCUGGAGCUCUGAGCUACAGUGUAGCUUAAAGUCUGUUUUAUAAUUGGCAGGGCUCAAAAUAACUAGUUGUCAACAGACUAUGCCUGGUGAGAAUGGCGACAUGACUGGCUGAAAGCUCCAGUCUGAGGGUCAUGUUUACCAGUGAUGCAUACUCUUCUUUCUCUUCGGUAAAUCUUAGAUUGUGCCUCUUUAUAAAAAUACAAUCAGCUUGCAACAACAUCUUUGGAAUUUGAAUUUUGCCUCCAAUUGCCCAGUGGCUCCUUGUCGACUGAGCUGUCAGAUUUCCACCAAUUGGCGCAAAGCAGAAAUGAGCUUGAAUGUAAACAAACAUUGAAAAACAUGUGAAAGAUGGAACUGUUGUCAUAACUAAUGUCAUCUCCACCAAUCAACAUGAUGCACAGACUUUUUCGCUGCAGAUUUUUUUAAUUCCAGAGACGUAGUUGCAAGCUCUCCUUCCUUUUCCCAUUGCGCCGCCAGAGUGCCCUGGAGACCUUGCUCAAAGGCUAAGAUUAAAAUUAAGGUUGGCCCUCAAGUUAGCGCUAAUCAGCCUUUGAACAACUGGGCCCAGGAGAAUUUGCAUGUGGAUAUUUGGGAUAGGCUUAAUAAAGGCUAGCUAUACUUAAUGCAUGGUUAUUAAAAGUUUUAUUUGAUGCAUCAUUAUUACAGAAAACAAUACCGUACUCUGUACAUUUACAGGACCCUAGCUAUGGAUAUUGUGACUUGGGUGGGGCUUAUGUGUGUGAAACUCAGACAAGAUUAUUGAGACUUGCCCAGGAGUUGGGUGUGGAGACAUACCAAGUAUAUGGCCAAGGAAACACAGUGGAAAAUUACCUGGUACGUUUUAUCUCAGAUAUGAUGAGAUGUUCUGGACUUUACCUACUUCUACUUCACUAUUCACUCACCAGCCAAGAAAAUGCCUUCUUCAACAGAAUUCGUUUUGUCUUUAUUAACAGUUACUAGUAUAAUGAUACAAUAUUAUACUAGCACACUAUUAGACCUGAAAUUCCUUAACAAGUUGAUUAAGUGUGCAAUAAUAUUAUUAAAGCCAAUUCUUUGUGCUAAACAUUUAUGAUAACUACAUAGCAAGCAUAACUAAAUCCGACUCAAUGAGAUACAAUGUACAAGUAAGGAAAAUGUACAUUCAGCAUGGCUGCAGUUGCACCUAAUGAAAUCAGUGUGUGAUUCAUUAAUAGGGGAAAAGAGUGACCAAGCAAGGGGCCCUUCCAUCUAUGGGAUCGUUAUUAGGAGCUCUGGAUGUUAACAACUUCUGGCAGCUCCUAGACAACAUGUGCCGCAAAGUUCCAUUGGAGGACCCUUGGAAUGCUGCUUGUGCAUUAGAGUGGGAUGCCAUGACAGUUCAACAGUUGAUUGAUGAAAAGUGUUGGACAAGGUAAAAAUAUCACAGAAGUAAAAAGAUAAAAAGUUGUUGAAUGAGCCAAUCAUAUCUUAGGUACUAGACUAGAGAUACAUUAUAUAGCUUCUUGACAGGUUGGUACAGUGUAGUUGGGACAGUUAAAUUAGCAUUUCUGAUGAUUUUUAGACAGUCUGUCUACUUCAAAAGGGAAAGCAAGCUUUCCCUCCACCGUUUUCCCAAAACAACGUUGUGCCAAAGACACCCAAGGCAGCAAACGUUAAUGUACUUAGCUAAGUUUGGUUAGAAGGAGCCGGGGAGGGGAGAUUUUGUAGAUCGAAACAAAAAAUUGAUUGGAGUGUCCCAAUAAUUUUGCUGCCAAACUGGAGCUGUUUAAUGUACACCCUCAUUAAAUGAAGAUUUUUUAUGCACAGUAUUCCAGAUUUACUGAGGUAUUUUGAAUGUACUGUUGUGUAUGCUUUUUAUAGCAAAUGAAGGUAUUCAAAUGACAGUGGGUGCCAUUUUCCCAAACUAUUGUACUAGUGCAGAUAAUCAGUAGGUGAGGUAAAGAAGGUUUAAGAAGGCCCUACUAGUGAGGAAAUUUCCAUCUGUGAAUGUAAUUGAGGUAAAUAAUUAAUAACAAAAUGACUGCAGAAUAUUGAUGGUAAGAUGUGGGACAGGGUGUCAUUAUGUGAUCAAUAAGGAACUCGCACUCUUGCUUCAAAGCCAUAUAAAUCAAUAAUUAUUGUUUUCUUUGAUGAGUCAUAUGUCCCAUUAUUAAUGAAAAUCGUUUGUGUUACUGAAUUUUGUCAUGUAUAUCUUCUAAUUAGAGUUGUAAAAUCCAUUUGUAUUGCCACAUAGAUAUGGAAAGGCUGUUGCCACUGCAUAUGUACAGGGAAUUCUUACAUCAGAGCCUUGUAACAUUUCACUGUUGUUUUUCCUGUGGUAUCUACACUCUGGAGGAGGUGAGCUUAAACACAACUGAACUAUGGAUGCCAAACUUCAUUCAAAUUGAAUCCUACAGGUCUCAUGAUGUUCCACCUCCCUGUACUACCUGGCAGACAUUUGGCUCUGUGUCUUUGGUGGCAGAUAAUUGAAAGAUACUGAAGCUGUUUCUCUUUUUCCAUGCAGGCAUAAAACGUAACAUAGAAUUUAAAGGUGGUGGCGCUCAGGUUUGUAGUAAACUACUUGAAAAUCUUAUUACAAAAGGCUAGUACUAUUAAUUCAGUAUUUAAAGGAAUUUUUUGUGUCUACUUAAUAAAUUAAAGUAUUCAUUGAUUUUGAACAACCUAGGAAAUGAAAUUCUGUGGAGGCUCUCAAACUAUCAGCAUUAAAAUGGCCCAAGAGCUUGGUGGUAAGUUUGAAGUAGUGUUGGUGUGAAUUAAUGUUAAAUUGUUAAAUGUGCUUCCGAAGCUGUGUGGCAGGCGUUCAAAGUGGAAAGAACCUUUUUUUGCCUCAAUAUCGAUAUAGAGAUUCUCUUCACUGAUCAGUGUACAGUCCUUUAAAGAAAUAGUUGAGAGAGAAUUUGGAGAAAAGAUUCAAGCAUUAUUCCUUUGGUGAUCAACUACUCUCGUGAUGAUCUGUAGAAAUUGUUAGGAGAAAAUUAAUGUUGGUCACUCUUAGGGCUAUCGCUAGAACACGAUAGGCUCUCCUCCUUCACACGCCCUUUUGGUACUUGUGCCGCUUAAUUUCUCCUAAUCCUUGCCCCUAAAACUCUAUAGUGUUUGCGUCGCUAAAGAGCCAGACUGAACGUAUCAAAAUCCGUAGUCGUCUGCCACACGUAGCCUCCUACAAUAUUGGGGACAGCAAGUAAAUCUCUGGCGGAAAUCAAAUUUGUUCUAACUAGAAUCGGCCUUACUGACACAUCCUGUAGGUAAUGGCCCAUUUAGCCCCGUUCCCAGGUCAUUUCGGACUGGCCUUUUUUUUAAGCGCCCCAGGCGAAUUGACGUUAUUCACGAUACCCGCCAUCUUUGCGCGUGCUUAAGGACUGCUGAUAAAUGAAAGCAAUGUCACAUAGUCUCUCAGGUGGGCUGAAAUACCACGUGACCGGCAUUGCUGUUAUCCCAUUGAUCCUAAAGGGCGUGCAAAAAUGGCGGGUAUCAUGAUUAACGUCUAUUCUCCCGGCGAGCUUGACUCGUGACGUCAAAUCCGAACUCCCUCUGAAGCUAGUGACUAGUACCCUGGGUGCCAGAGACUUUUCUAGCGCGGUUUCCGGUUUCUGUCAAGUUUUUCUCGUGGUCUCGCCGCCCGUGGCUUCGGCCUAUGCCGAAGAUGUGUCUGCCUUCGGCCAACACCGAAAAUUCCCGCCGCACGCGAGAAAAACCUCUGGUACCCAGGGUAAGUGACUAGUGACCCAUAAAAUUACUUGCAUUGAAUUUCAGAUAGAGUAAAGUUGAAGAGUUGCGUUGUUGGAAUCAAAGAAUGUGUAGAUCAUGUAAAAGUCUUAUGUGGUGAUGGAUCUGAAUACAAGGUUUGCAACUUGCCGAAUAUAUUCGACUUCUUAUUUCUUACUGUAGCAGUAAUAGCUCAGUCAGUAGAGCGCUUGACUGCAGAGCGGGAGGUCGCGGGCUCGAUUCCCGAAGCCAGAACAAUACUCAGGACUGAGAAAUGAAGGUACUUCGUUUUGCCCUGACAACGCUAGAACUUCGCGUUGCUCGAAUGACCACGUAAAAUGGCAGUCCGUCUCCAGUAGAAGAUGUCCCAAUUAGUUCUUUCAUGCUUAAGUCAUUGUCACUCCAAAAAAAAAAGAAUGGUAUUUUUUUGUUUUUGUUUUUCUCGUGGAUCGGUUAAAACUCUACAAUAGCUUUCUUUCCUUCUUUUCUAUGCGUGGGCCCUUGCCGCAUUUAAGUGCUCGCGUUCACGUGUUAAGUUCUUGACAUCUUUUCCUUUCGCUCCAGGCAUCAUUUGUUAUAAGCACAAUUCCUCCUGCACUUCUUGGACGAAUCAGUUUCAAUCCUCCCCUUCCAGCUCCGAAAAAUCAGGUGAGAAUUUAGGUGAAAGUAUUCGCAACUCCCGCGCUUGGCUCAAAGUGGCGUAUACCUUCUUAGGCCUAGUCCACACGAAUCCGGACAUUUUUGAAACCGCACUAUUGUUUUACCCGAAUUGUGCCGGGAUGGAGGUCGUAAUAAAAACACUCUAGAAUGCGGUCAGUUGCGGUUAAUAGUAACUAUCCUUAGAUUAGUGUAAUAUGUAGAUUUAGCCAAGGCGAAAGGCAAAGCUUUCGUAAAUUAAUUGAUAAUUUGAAACAAACAAUAAACUGGUAACCAGUGCAAUGAAAUCCAGUGGGAGUUGAGCCUGCGAUCAGUUGAAAACAAGUGCUUGUCAGCGAAUAACUUCGAAAAACACGUGACCUCGAUGUGGUCAUGUGAUACUGGUCAGCGGAUAUCCUGUUUUGACCGCUGUCAAUUGACCAUAACAUGGAUGUGUAAUGUCAGGUUGCAGGUUUCCAUACUAGCUAGAAAGUGUGAGAUUUCACAUUGGCUGUACUGUGGUGCGGAAGGACAGGUGGAAGGGUGGAAGCACGGACGGACGGACGUUUGCACAAAAUUUCUCGAAUGGAUAUAACCAUGGAGUUCCUGCGCGUGGACCUCCGCUAUAAUUGAUCUAUUUGUACUAAAAGAUUCUGUGCACUGUUUUCUUGUAAAAACAGUGAUAGUAGUGGCUGUUGCUUAAAAUAAUUGAAUUGAAAUUGCUUUCCUUUCACUGUCCAGGCUAUUCAAAGAAUUCCUAUGGGAUCCAUUAUAAAGACUGUUACGUACUAUAAACGGCCAUUCUGGAGAGAAAAAGGUACGACUUAAAGAGAACGAAUAAUUUGAAUUGAAUUUUUGAAAUGGGAGUGCAUCGAAUCUAACAACAACAACAACAACAACCUUUAUUAUUAUUAUAUCCAACUAGAGAGAAGUUUUACAUUUCGCGAUGGCUAAUCAAAUGGAAAGAAAAAAGUUUGUUCCAUAACAUACAUAUGUGAUAAGAGGAUGUCUAGCAGCUAAAUUAUCAAAUGUUUUCGUGCUAUAAGCUCCCAGCUAUUAUUAAAAACAAUAUUUUUAACACAGUGGUGACAAUCACAGGUGUAAUGGUAGUAAAGAAAGAACAAAGGAAAUAAAUAAAUAACUCACACACUAUACAUUAUUAUGGAGAAAAGAACGAGUAUGGUCAACUUUCAAAUUGUCUAUUCACUAGAUAUUGUAUUAGUAAGCGAGGGAAGGAGGAAUUUGGGAGGUCUUUCAAAUGAUGAGGAAGAUCUUUCCAGAGGUCAACAUCUAUAGAUUGAAUUGACCAAUAUUCGUUCUUGUGCGUCGUUUAUAAGAGUUCUUUAUAGGGCAUAUGGUGUAUUAUAAUUAUGUACUUGAUCGGCAAACUGAAGAUAAUUUUGAAAAAUGCUUGGCAACUCUUUUCUGUGCCACUGUUUUACUAUCGUGCUGUUCAUGACAAAUGGUGCUUAUUCAAACUACCGCCAGUUGAAAGUGGAUGAGAUACUUACGCAAAAAAAAAACACUUUUCUAACUGUUAUGCGCCAAAGAGGAAGAAUAUAUGCUUACGAAUGCAACGAAUUUCCCCUCCACUGUUGUCAUUUGCAAGUGCAUCAUAUGAUCUUGGAAUCCGCCUUACAACUUUAUUAACGAGGGAGAAAGCCACAAAUCACGCCAAGUUUGUCAAACACCCUUACACCACUGCAGUAGAACCUCUCGUAACAACCACCCAAAGAUUAAGUGGUCGCUUACAAGAAUCGACCGACAGGAGGUAUCUUCCAGAAGAGGUCCGAACACAUCUGCAUUUUGGAAGAGAAUUCAUUACAUGUAAUUUCUAGUUUGCGAUAUAGUUGUUGGUCAAUGUUCUCGCUUAAGUUCUUCGCAUACUCUGAUUAGUGAAGUACAUACGGCGAACGUAGAGAGCAAACAUUGCUGCGAGGAGUCGCCUAUACAGGAGGAUGAAAAAAGUGAAUAGAAAAUUCUAAACCCGUCAUUCACAAAAACUGGUCGCGGUCGCUUAUGAGAGUGCAUUCACGUAAGCAAACUACCCCAAUAUGAUUGCGUGAGAGGAUACCAGGGACCUGAGUAGGAGCGAUGGUGAAGCGUUUUGUUUGGAAAUAAAUCUUCAAAAUCUUUAUGAAUGUCCCGUCCAAUCUGGUAGCCGAGGGGGUGAUGAUGAUGAUGAUGAUGAUGAUGAUGAGAGGUGGUCGUUUACGAGAGGUUCCAGCUAUAGAGUGAUUUGACUUGAGAAAUUUUGGUGUUUCGGGUAGGCGGUUGCUUAUGUGAGGUGGUCGCUUACGAGAGAUGGUCGCACAUGGAGGUUCGACUGUAUAAGUUUAUAAAGUUUCAGUGUCUCGAACCUUUUUUGCAACUGGUUGUAAAUUAAAUCGCCUUAUUAGCUUAAUGUCAUCGUCCUUUGAUCGAUGAGCUUUUCGUUCUUCCGGCGUUGUGAUUAUAAUGGAAGACAACAACACUUGCAUGAAGACCUUUUUAUCGCCUGGCUAAGUAAAUUUCAAACUUUUAACUUGCGGUCCGACUUUCGGGGCGCAGAACGCUUCUAUAUUCAAGAUAUCUACUGCUUCCAUUUCACGGUUUUUUAUCACUGGCAAAUAGCUUGUGGUGAUGAUGAGACGAAUUGUAUUGCGUAAACCUUCACUUUUUCAGUUGAAUUUAAGUAAUAUGUAUAACUCACUGAUAAUUUCAAACUAUUUUUCAGUCUUUUAACUUUUUGUAAAAACAUCGACGUCAUUCUGGAUUCAUUUUAAGUACCUUAUUAACUAGCUAGUGUGAUUGGCUUUUUUUAGCUCAUUUACAACCAGACUGGAAAAAAGUACAUUUUCUUUCUCUUCAAGGUCUCGCUGGUUAUUUUAAUUCCGACGAAGGCCCAGUGGAAGAGGGAUAUGAUGAUACAAAGCCAGAUGGCUCACAUCCAGCUAUUAUGGGGUAUAGUUUCCUUUGUUUGGCCCUUCAAGUUGUAUGGUUUGCCUUUUUAGAUUAGCCGACGAACAUUCUAUUUUAGGAAGGAGAAAAUCCUUUCGAGUAGUCUGUUUCCCUGAGUAAAAACGUCUUUUCUCCUUAUUCUUUUGGCUUAAAAUUCUCCAUCACAUUUGAAUUCUUAAAUGUUUCUGGUCAUGAAUGACCACAGAAUACGAUGAAGAUGAGUAGAAAUACACUGUUCACAGGCCUAUUGUUGAAAGACCUUUCUGACGUGGACUAGCUGAAGCCUUUCUACAAACCAAUACAACUUCUUUGACUCAGGACUUUUAUUCGUUUGUUGAUUGUGAGUUACAAUUCUCUCUCUAUUCUCUAUUCACUCUCUCGUAAAUUAGUGUUACACCCAUUUUUAGUCUAGCCAGAAAACCAUCUGCUAAGUGUAAACUAAUGCUGACGUAAGUCUAAUCUGAUUGGUUGAGACAACCUUAUUAGCAUGGAACCUUCGAGAUAAUUACUUUGUCAAAAUGGUUUUUCUACCUACGUUUUCGCCAUUAAGCUUAGGUUAACUGACCAACAGAAAACAAGGAGAACAAUAUAAAAACUACAAAGUAUCUAGUCGUACUCAAACUUUUCAUAACAACAGAUAGGAAAGUACUAAAAUUACAGUUUGAAAAUCUUAGGUUGUUGUUGAUUUACAGAAGGUGUUAAGCUUCUUCAUCGAAGAUGAUUGGCUAAAAAUUUUCCAUAAAUCAACCACGGACGUGAUCACAAAACUCAGAGUGUAAAUUAAAAUGCAGUUCAAAGCACAAGGCAGAAGUUAGAACAAUAGUUGUUUAACCACAAAAACACCUAUAAAAUCACUUAAAUGUAAUUAAAAACUCAAAGAAACACGCUUAAAACUGUUAAAAACAAGUAAGGUAGUCAUUUCCUGGUAAAUAUCGACGGAAGACCAGAUUAAAGGUCAAAAAUGUUAAACUGAACAAAAUACUUAAUAUAAACAAGGCUUUGCCAUCUGUCAAAGGCUCUAAUUAAACAUAUUUCAUGAACAGAAGUGUUACCGCGGAGAUGCACUAAAUUGGUACAUCUCCUUAAAUCCUUUGCACCGAAUUCAUGUCAGAAGAAACUGUCUAUCGAUGAUCAAUUAACUUAAAAACAAAAACUAUUAGUAGUGAAAUAGCUUACUCAAAUCAAUCAACAAGAACGCUUACAACAACCCCACUACAAACGUAUAUCAACUUCGAUCAACAUUUUCCUUCAACUAGACCAAGGAGAAUGAAUCAACAGAAAUCAUUUUCUCAUUUCGGGAGAGGAUGUCAUUUGAUCAGUGUUAAUGCGUAGGAGUUGAACACCAAGUAAAAUAAGUCAAACUGUUUUUUAUGAUAUUUCCCGUCACCUAUAUAUGGAUAUUUCCGAAUCGAAUAAAUUUUGUAAUAAGUCCCAAACACCAAAUAAAAUGCCUUUAAUUAUUUUAAAUCAAACACAUGCGCACUUCGAACAUUUUUCGUCGCUUCCAUUUUUAUUGUUUAAUACCAUGAGCGCCUAAUUCCUCUAAAAUUAGGCUCGUUUAACAGCCGCUGUUCGGGAUAUGAGCCCGCGCUUUUCUCAGGAAGGAACAAGGUCGAGUCUACUUCGCGUUGGAGAUCAACUAAAAAUUCAUGUUUGAGAUUAGAGAAAGACGUUGAAAAAUAAUUUAAGCGUUUUUUUGUUAUUAUUUUAAUAUUCUCUCGCUGACGCAGCCGUUUUUGUGUCGUCAUUCAAAACUCCUCUGAGCUUUGCGAGAUAAAGAGAUAAAGGCGGCUGCAAAAGAGACUAAUUUUUGACGAAAAGGUGAAAGAAAAAUGAGAAGGGAAAGUCGUAAAAGGGACGACAGAGGAAAGUAACACCGGUUACAAUAACCAGUUCCCCGUCUCCUCUUUUCCCCCUCUCUUCGCAAUUUCUCAACCCCCCCGCCCUUUCGCAUUUACGCCUGGGUUGGUAUAUUGCCAUCAUGACACGCUUUUUGUUUUUAUUUCAUAGAUUUAUUUUGGCAGAUCGAGCACGGCAGUUGACUACUUUAACAAAACAAGAAAGGUACGCCAGUGCUUUUUUUUCCCUGACACUCUGCUCGUUAGGAAAUGUUGAAUAACGUACUUAUUUUUCAUUUUAACAGACAAAAACUUGUUUGUGAACAAUAUGCGACUAUUUACGACACAGACGAAGCCCUAGAGGUACAAUUUAAUACCUUAAGUCAGCUUUCUAAAUAGUUACUCAACCUUUAUCUCCAGUUUGAUUGUUAACUAAUUUUCCCCCUAUCCUGCUAGCAGAGACUUUCUUUCGCCUGCUCGAUUUUGGCAGCGCACUCGAGAAAGACUUCGCAUGAAUCGAGUAAGAAGUUUGUUGAAAAUGUGCUGCUUGUUGCUGAGAUACAGUCACGAACUGAGGCCUAAUAGCUAUGCACUAGGUGCAGCGUGCAACUUGUUUUGCAACACAGCUGUAAAACGAGUUGAAAAGCAAUUUUGUGCCUUUUACCACCCGUCUUGCAAUAAAUCAGGCUGUUGCAAGUUGGGUUAAUGCUGACUUGUGAUUGGAUAAAAUUACGCGGCAGUCACCCCAUGUACGGGAGUUACGUCACUUUCUGCAAAAUAAUUUUGCCUUGAGCCGGAAAACGCGCAACGUGUACAGAUUUUGUCGCAAAAAGUAGAACUAAACUCUACUCUCUGCGAUAACUUUUCCGCGCACCCCGCAACUGAACGACUCGAUUUGUUGCAAGACAGGUUUGGUUCAUGGGUGGUAAACGCGCAACAUCGCUAUUCAACCCGUUUUGCAGCAAUGUUACAAAACAAGUUGCACGUUUUUGCUGUCCGUUUUACCGUACUUUUAAAGCUGGAGAAAAUGGCCCAAGAUUUUAUCACCCUAUUCGAAGACGAAAAAAGCCGAACAGAGACGAGCGACGAGGCAAAUAACGGCUGUGUAGUAGAGUAUUUGAUUAUGUUUAUUCUUUUCCUCAGCCCGUCUUGUAUCUUGAAAAGAACUGGAUGGCGGAUGAGUUUGCAGGUGGUUGCUAUGUGGGAACGUUUCCCCCUGGCGUUUUAUCGAACUUCGGAAAGUAAGUGACCUUGCAUCGGUAUUAAAAAUCAGUAUAAAGACCAGUUUUCAGCCAGUGAAUGAAAAGAUCAAAACAUGGACUUUUCGUUUUCCAGCAAAAGAAAACCUUAAUAUGGAGAAAGCAUAGUUCGAUUGGCCAAUCGUGUUGCAGUAUGACGUCAAAGCGAAGUAUCGAUUGAUUUCUAGAAAGUUCUCGGGCAUGAGGUUUUUUCACCCGAGCGUUCGCUUAACCAAUCAAAAGCGCAACCAUGCGCGUUUGUAUCCGUUCGAUAAACCAAUCAAAUCGCUCUAUUUCUGUUCGUUUGUUGUUUCUGUUUUGUUCGCGCGUUUUCAUUUCAAGGUCAUACGAAAAUCGCUCUAACAACGUGUUCCAGUUCUGUGCCGUUGCUGUUCAUACUUUACCAGUUAGCUCUUGGUAUUGGCACAAAAAGCUAUCCGGUUAGUGUAAUGAUAGCCGAAGCCACACCGUUCAGUCUGUUAAAGCAAUUUGCUUACUGGCCUCUUCAGCUGUCCUUUGUUGGUCUCUGUUUCAGAGCGUUACGUGUCCCGUUUGGUCGAGUUCAUUUUGCUGGUACCAUUACAGCGUCACUUUGGGCUGGUUACAUGGAGGGGGCUGUUGAAUCCGGAGAACGUGCGGCGUUAGAGGUGAGUAUUGCUGGAUGAAACAAUCCUUUAAGUGUCGCAGAUUUGAUGACUUGAACCGUGAAGGGAAGUACAGACUGUCGCAGUUCUGCGGGGAAAUAUAUAUAUAUAUAUAUAUAUAUAUAUAUAUAUAUUGUACAAUAAUUGAGCGAUUUCUCCCGCGAUAAGAGUACAGACCAUGGAAAUGACGUGACAAUAUGACGUGAUGGUGGCGUAAUUUGUUUUUCUCUUACUUGCGCGCGCGAUUUUCCGAGGAACUUCAACGGAAAUGGAUGUGAAAAACGGUCAAUGUUAUUGUGAAAAAAACAAAUCGACAACAAUUUUCCAUGGUCUGUGCUCUUAUGGACCAUAGAAAUGACGUCAAAAUGUACAAAACUUUGCAGUGAAACCACUCCUUUUGAGUUUUGAUCAUUUUGACGUCAUUUCUAUGGUCGAUAGAGCUACAGACCAUGGGAAAUUGUUGAUUAGAUUUGUUAAUUAGAAGCUUUUUUAGGUUUUGUACUAGUGUAGCUUGCAGGAACUGAGCUCUGUGGUCAAGGCCGCGAUACUUAGAGCUCAUUCACGACCUAAUGCAGAAUGCAGACCUUCUAGAAGUUUGGCAAAUCUCAAUCGGCAGUGAUGCCGUGACAUUGUCUUCUUUCUCGUGUUUGUGUUUAAUUUUAGGUCUUGAGUAGACUGGGCAUAAUAACGGAGGAUGACGCUAAGAAGCGACUUCAUCCUGAGGUAAGUAACAUCAUGAAAGACCCGAAGGUAGAAGAAACUAAGGCACUCAACUUGUUGAUUAUUGCUUAUUGCAUUACCAACUUCUUGCGUGACAGGAAACACAUUUGACCCAGAGAGAACUGGUUUGAGAGAAUGGUCGACUGAAAUUUGCUUUUUAUGAAAAUAGACGGGAAUUUUAAUGAGAUGUGUGUCCAGCGCCGGAAAUUCCCUGCAAUUUAGGUUGCGAAGAGUCAAACGUGAUUUAGAGAGAUUAGCACGGGGGUUUUACCCUCUCCCUCCUCUCUCUUCCGUCGCCCAAUACCUCACUAGAGGACCUGUUUAUAAAGAGGCCACUUGCCUUCCGUUCUGUCAUCCUGGUGAGUAAGUUCAUAUGGGCCUCUAUCUGCCCUUUGCUUUUUCAUACAUUAUCAAUGAUUUGGCCGGGCUUUCUGAAAAUCGCAAAAAUUCAUUCAUGACAAGAAAAACCAAUCUGUCCUAAUCGCAAAAAGUAGUUUCCUCAAAACACAAAAAAUUGCCGGUCCCCGAAAAUAAACUCCAGCAAAAAUUUCGUGCCACACGGUUGAUCAGUCCCGUAAUGCAAUUGGACACAAAACCCACCCUGUCUCAAGCCCAGACUGAUGUAACCAAAAAGAAGCGGUUCCAAUUCAAUGCAUGAAAAUCUGCUAACUAAAGAUUCAGAUCUGGUGUCAUCUCCAAUUCUCUGUUUAUUUAUUUACUUAGUUUAUUUAGUUUAUUAUUAUUAUUAUUUUAUUUUACUACAGGGUUUGGAGUCCAAAUUUAUGGAGUUUUCAUUCACAGAGAAGCAUCUUCUUCCCUCAGUACCAUCCUUUUUGUAUGGUUCUUGUUUUCUCGGCGGUGCGGCUGUUCUGACAGUUUUUUGGUGGAAAUAUUUCUCAGAAUAAAUCAUAGAUAUUCGUGAUUCAUGUCUUUUCCAAAGUAACAAUGAAAUUUUUUCCUAGGCUCAUAGCAAGACGAAAUAAUGUAGUUUCAUUUGUAGUUAUCACAAGUAUAAAUCGCCGCCCAAAAUAAAGAUUUUGGCGGAAAUAGGAAAUAGAAACGGUGAUCAUGGAAAAUGAUUACUGCACUGUUUUAUCUUCAUGACGAAUUUCCAUUGGAAAACCCAGAGUGACCUUUGCUUUACAGAGUUUUUUUCCAAGUUUGUUAUUGCCUUUAGACACCCUCGUUCCCAUUCGCCCUCUCUGACAAAAAAUAGCGCAUUGUAGCCUGUAUUUUAUUGCCUUACAAGCUCCACGUCAGGGAAAUUGCAUAGUAUUCCAAUUCUGCAAAAAGUAGCAUAAUCUCUUCUUGAUAAAAUAAAUAUGUUUAUAAAUAAAUAAAUAAUGCUAAAAAAUGGGAGGUCUGGAAACCCUUAGCGUUUCUUUGACGACAUGUGACCUAGACUGUUCCUAAAAGCAAAUAUUGAAUAUCGCUUUUGUCGAAAAAUCAAUGAGAACUGAACAGAUCAGUUGUUGCAGGGAGAUUGGUGCGAAAAAAUCCUGCCUUGUUUUCUAUUUACUCUCCCAGGGAAAACUUACGACUUUAAUCAUGGUGUAGACAAUGUUCGCCUCUAUACAGAGAUAUGUGCUUUAAUUUUGUAGUGGGUGGAGAGCGCUCUCAAUAUUGUGGAC
Molecule: messenger RNA, 15113 nt
Organism: Porites lobata
Lineage: Eukaryota; Metazoa; Cnidaria; Anthozoa; Scleractinia; Poritidae
Source: the annotation of a GenBank genome assembly